Messenger RNA from Spodoptera littoralis (African cotton leafworm), 3361 nucleotides. Lineage: Eukaryota; Metazoa; Arthropoda; Insecta; Lepidoptera; Noctuidae. The record is from the annotation of a GenBank genome assembly.
CUGACAGUGAGUAGCAACAUUCGGGAAAUAAAAUCUAAAUAAAUAAAGGGCAACACCGUUUCCGACUUCCGGCUGUCAGCUGAUAGAUUCCCUAUUGCUUUCCAAAACCUAUUUCGAUUUUCGCAAAGAAAGAAUACGUCAGGCACCAUUCAACAUGGGCUUGAAAUACGCGAUCAAAAGCUAGUUAUAGCUGAAAUAUUGCUCUAAUUGUAGCGUUAUUGUUAUUAUAGUUUCAUUUUACAUGUACGUUGUGUAACUUUAUUAGUAGAAAAUGGAUACGUUCAACAUAGGAUACUUCGGUUAUGGCGUUUGUUGAUCAUUAAAAAAUUACGUUCGGUUCAUAGUUUUUCUUUAUAUUUGAUGUCAGCUUUUCGUUUGUGAUCGUCUGUUUAGUUCGUGUUUACGUGUUUAAUGUAAAAAUGGUGAAGGAGAAGCCUAACUCGAUUCGGAUUUACGACGACGAGGGAUUUAGACGUCGCGCGGCGUGUAUCUGCGUUCGUUCUGACGCCGAAACAGAGGUGCUCCUGGUGACAUCGUCGCGACGUCCUGACAACUGGAUAGUACCCGGUGGCGGCGUCGAGCCCGAAGAAGAGCCCUCAGUGACCGCUAUGCGCGAGGUGCUCGAAGAAGCCGGAGUCAUCGGCAAGCUGGGUAGAUGCCUCGGGGUUUUCGAGAACCGAGAGCACAAGCACCGGACGGAGGUGUACGUGAUGACGGUAACGCAGGAGCUGGCGGAGUGGGAGGACUCGCGGCUGAUGGGCCGCAAGCGGCAGUGGUUCUCGAUAGACGACGCGCUGGCACAGCUGGCGCUGCACAAGCCCAUCCAGCGCCACUACAUCCAGCAACUGCGGCGCUCCAAACAGAACAAACCCGACGACCCCGGCAGCUAAGCGCCGCCCCGCCUAGGUUAAGUCAGCCCGGAACUGAAUCGAGCCGCGUCGCCGCGCGGCGCCCCGUCGCGUUGGGCUUCAUUACGACGGCGACGCCACAACACGUAUAACAUCUCCUUUUUUCUAUUUUUACGUAUAUUUUUAUACUACAAUGGAAUAAAUGUUAAUUUUAUUUUGUUAGCAUUAAAACGAAAAGACAUACAAGCUCUAUUUUUAUUUAAAAUUUAAAAUAAUCUGGUUUUUAUAGUCCUGAAUGAAAUGAGUUUUAAAAUAAAUUUUAUAUUGCUCUUCUGUAAAGUUUUUGUUUGGUGCACGAUGGUUACCCAAAUAUUUACCUUGCGAAGCAACACGCUCUGAUUUUAAACGUUCGACAAAAACUGAUUGACGUAUUUUGUAAUCCUAUUCGAAUAGUUAGAAGCCAACACACGUCAUCAAAUUGACACAAACUGAAUUCCAAUGCAUAUAUUACUCUUAUAAAAGAUGAGUCCAUGGACAUGUAGUUACAUUCUGGUGAUGCUAGCUAGGAACACCCAGACACUGAUCACAUUGUUAGGGUAGGCGCACACCUCCACGCCGAGCGCGAACUCCACGUUAGGGUCAUCACUCAGGUGCAACCCUGUGCUCUUGAUGGCAGAUAUUACAGACUUUGUGUUAACAUACGCCAAGUUUAGAGGAAACCCGAAUAUCUUAAAUGUAACCAUUAAAUGUUUGAGCUUCUGGCUGAAACUGGGCUUGGGUCCUGUGGGGUUGAACACCCAGUACUCCCACUGAAGUAGCAUGUCACGUAACAACGUGCUGCAGUACCUGUUCCAAAUAGUCUUCAUAUGAGACCUCCACUUUUGGACUUUACUCUUGAUCUUCGUCUCCAGCGCACUCCUUAACCCCUCCACAUUAGGUGGGGUAGAGUACAGCGCACUGUCUGUCACUACCGGCUGCUUCAUCACGAACACAUUUUUGUCGAAAACAGCUUGCCAGUCAGACGAUUUGGUGAAAUCAAACGACAUAUUCUCACAAUCUUGGGACGAUUGUACAUUCACCCAUAUAUUUUCAUUAUCAAACACAUAAUCAACAGUCUUCAGAGGACAGCCGACAUCUCUCAGCUCGUACCGCUCCCCGCUACUGGCAUCACAUACAUACCACGUAUACCCAUCAGACUUAUUCAGAAAACCUCUACUCCUGAACAGCUGGUCGUUUUCCAGGACUAUCCUCCUUGUAGUCAAGUCAUACUUGAUGAGAACGAAGCGACUGUGACCUCGAGGUAGGCCUAGGCCAAUGGCCACCCAGCACUUGAUGCCCAAGUAUAUGAAGUAGCUGGCUAAAAGGAUGGUGUGGUCCAAUGGCGAGCCGUGAAGUACUUUUAGCAGUUCAAGCCCCAGCAGCGUAACGGCAUGAGACUCCGUGACCUCGUAGCUGGGUAUCAGUGACACGUAUCGCAUGCACGCGUUCAUCAUCCUCGCGAGACUGUCACCCUCACGAGCGCUGUACACUGACUCCCUCUCUCUUGACUUACUCUAUCUAAAUCCAACUCUUUCCGUCUUCCACUUGAGGACGAACUUUUGAAAAUCCAGAAGACUUCGAGAUAGCAGAGUCUCCUCUUGGAUUCUUCGGGAUGAAGUCCCUCUCGGGUAAAGGUAUCGGCUGCAGAAACUGGGUGACGCAUUUAUUCCUACCCAUGCUAUCUAUAAAAGUCAAAGAAAUAUUCCGCAUCGGAAAUUCGUUUGUGUAUUCUGUUACAAAAUUGUUCAAAUGUUUGAUCAAAUAAUCGUCUUCUAUUGAGCUUGGCAGCGGCUGGUUGUAAGCGUGCAAUCCUCCCAAAUGUGAGAGGCUACUUGUUAUUUCUAACGUAAUGUAUGCGGUGUCUUUCUUCAAGAGCUGUGUUAUUUCUGGGAUUAGCGAUGUUGACUCCUUCGUUUGGAGGGUUUCGUAACCAAACAAGAGUGGCGGGCUCGUGAUCUUGAAUGUGCCCCGAAGAGUGCCCAAAGUCAAGACGGCAUACAUCGGUAUCUCGAGAGUGCCAAGCCACUUGUUGUAGUACCGGUAGUGGACGGUCUUGUUGGAGUGGUCCUCCUCUGGAAACCCUUCUACUAUGUUCGCUUUGUACUCGUCGUAAAUGUUUACGUGGAGGGAGGAGAGUGGGUCUAGUUUAGUGUUAAUCUUGAGGGUAUGACUCCAGGACGGGUGGCAGCCGAUAGCUGUGACAGUCUGAGCUGAUGCUCCUCUAUAGUUCACUCGAACGAACGGCCUUAGUGGUCUCAUCUUAAAACCUGCAAUCUUAUCUUCGUCCUCAGAUGCCUCGUCAAGCAUAGUGCAAGUCCGGUCGAGUAAAUUGAAUGCCCUCAACACAGUCACAUGGAUCUCCUGAUCUUUGCUCAGUGACUCUUUCAGGAUCUGCUGCUUCGUAGAGUUUGAUGCUGUCGCCAGUGCUCCAACGUCCGAUUGAUAGGAAAAAAGACUUCUAGAAAAUGAAUUGG